UCCCACAAAUAUAAAUCUUCUAUUUUGAGUAUCUUAGCGCGAGUAAAGUUAUUACUGGUAAUGGUAGUGUCCUGAGCUCAAUAUCACCACUCGUUGAGUUGCCCUCUUAACUAUGGAGUUAUAACUAACUAAGUGCUAUUCUAAUAAAUCAUAAUAAUAACAUAUAAUAAUAUAUAAUAAUAUAUAAUAAUAAAUGUCGGUCAUCUUAGCGUCGGCGGGAUACGACCAUACUAUCCGGUUUUGGGAUGCAUUGACGGGAGUUUGUUCCCGAACCAUUCAACAUACUGAUUCACAAGUUAAUCGAUUAGAAAUUACUUCCGAUAAACGAUUCUUAGCAGCCGCAGGGAACUUAUAUGUAAGACUUUAUGAUAUACGACAAACAGGUAGUUCUGGUAAUGCCACUGCACAAGCUUCAGCUACUAAUAAUGGUGGAGGUACUAAUGAUAGUCAUGGAAAUCAUAAUAGUAAUAAUAAUAAUCCAGCUAUGACAUUUGAAGGUCAUACAAAUAAUGUGACAUCACUUGCAUUUCAAAUAGAAAAUAAAUGGAUGGUAACAUCUCUGGAAGAUGGGACUGUUAAAGUAUGGGAUGUUCGAUCUCCAUCAGUUCAAAGAUCAUAUAAACAUCAUUCACCAGUUAAUGAAGUAGUUAUUCAUCCAAAUCAAGGAGAAUUAAUAAGUUGUGAUCAAGAUGGAAACAUUCGAAUUUGGGAUUUAGGAGAAAAUCAAUGUACUCAUCAUUUAAUUCCAGAAGAUGAUGUACCAUUAAAUUCAUUAUCAGUUGCCAGUGAUGGUUCAAUGUUAGUAGCCGGAAAUAAUAAGGGUAAUUGUUAUGUAUGGAAAAUGCAAAGUCAACGUGAUAUAACUUCUUUAACUCCCGUAACUAAAUUUAGAUCUCAUCUGAAAUAUAUUACUAGAGUUUUAUUACUGACGGAUAUAAAACAUUUAGCAACUUGUUCGGCUGAUCAUACGGCUCGAAUUUGGUCGACUGAAAAUAAUUUUAAUCUUGAAACCACUCUUCAAGGUCAUCAAAGAUGGGUUUGGGAUUGUGCAUUUAGUGCUGAUAGUGCCUAUUUGGUUACUGCCUGUUCUGAUCAUUAUGUUCGAUUAUGGGAUUUAUCAAAUAGUGAAACUGUAAGACAAUAUAAUGGUCAUCAUAAGGGAGCUGUAUGUGUAGCAUUAAAUGAUGUUUAGAUAAGAGCAGUAACACUAUGAUAUCGGCACAUUUUCUACUAGUAUAAA
Molecule: messenger RNA, 1240 nt
Organism: Scheffersomyces amazonensis
Lineage: Eukaryota; Fungi; Ascomycota; Pichiomycetes; Serinales; Debaryomycetaceae
Product: TOR complex subunit
Exons: 1
Coding region: 194-1192 (332 amino acids)
Biological process (GO): TOR signaling; regulation of actin cytoskeleton organization
Cellular component (GO): TORC2 complex; TORC1 complex
Molecular function (GO): protein binding
Source: RefSeq, a predicted model, not a curated record